Molecule: messenger RNA, 3746 nt
Organism: Oreochromis niloticus (Nile tilapia)
Lineage: Eukaryota; Metazoa; Chordata; Actinopteri; Cichliformes; Cichlidae
Gene: spsb3b
Product: splA/ryanodine receptor domain and SOCS box containing 3b
Exons: 6
Coding region: 1869-2990 (373 amino acids)
Biological process (GO): proteasome-mediated ubiquitin-dependent protein catabolic process
Cellular component (GO): SCF ubiquitin ligase complex
Molecular function (GO): protein binding
Source: RefSeq, a predicted model, not a curated record
GAAUGACACAGUCCUGUUGCACUGCCUGUGAUAUAUGUGUUAAGAUAAAGGAUCUGAUCAUAUUUAAUUGAACGAUCCACAGCAAGCGUUAUGGAGUAGACAGCAUUCCUUCAUGAGGAAAUGGAUCAGAUUCAGAUAAAUAUGUACAUUUUCAGUAGUUUUAAACGUGCCUUCAUUAUUGCUGUGGCAGUCCAUUGGCAACAUACCUGCCCUCACAUAGACUGACCAAGGAGCUUCUCUAACUCGGUGCUCCGGAUGAUGAUGAUGAUGCAUUUAGAGUAAUGUAGGGUAAGGCCCAAUUAAAAUGAGACUAGCUCCAGACUAACUAAUCUAAAUUAAUGGCACUCAUCUCCUGCACCUGUUUGCAAAGCGGUAACCAGCUGUUCCCUGCAGGCAUUAACCAAGAGAGUUAACAGCUCAAGAUGUGUAGUUUUGAGCAAAUAAAGGCUCUGGUUAUGGUUUGGGCCUUAACUGUAUGUUAUUACUGGGUAUAAUAAGUCUGCUACUCAUAUUUUUCUGUAAACAAGGGGACAUUUCAGAGAGGCAAACACUGCCAUUGAGGCAUUUGAUUGUGCAUUUGGUAAACAGUUUGAAUGAGAUUAGAUUGGAUGUUUUAAAAAGCACACACAGUCUGGUGAUGUUCUGGUUACUACAUUUGUAAUUACAGGGUUUUAACGAGUAAAGCUAACUAAGAAUGAAAACAGUGUUGUUGACAGCUUCAUUUGUAAUUGACUGCAGUCAGCUAUCAUUGUAGUCUCAAUAGUGUACGUGCAUUUUAUAGCUGUCUACUGGCUGCCACUCCCUGUGCCUGGUUCUGCCAGAGUUUUCUUCCUGUUUUCCUUCCCACUGUUGCCAAGUUCUUGCUCAAAGGUGGUCAUCUGCUUGUUGGAAUCUUUACAUUACAGUUUGACGCGACUACUGUUGUGAUUUGGCAGCAUAAAAAUAAAACUGAAUUGAUUUAUUGCUCUGUUAACAGCCAUAAUCACAUGACACAGAGGAGAUAGGUUUCUUAUUUUAGCUGUAAUUUCUGUUACUUAUUACAAUCAGUGGAUCAGGUGACCCUGGGAGUCCUGUGAAGCAUGGGGGGUCAGCUUUAAAAAGUCGAAGGCGUGCUUGAAAACACAUCCUGUUGCUAACUGUGGCAUAUGGGACAGAUGGAAAUAGGGAAGCUGGCACACAAAGAUUAUUCGAGGUGACUAGAAAGGCUUCCUCACAGUAAAUCGUGCAGCUUGUCUCUAACUGUAAUAUAAUAUGUGGAAGUGAAAAAUAAGAUCAGCAAAUAAACAGCUGAACUGACAGUGAGUAGUUUGGAUUGACCUACUUUCAGUUGCCCUGCAGGUUUGUUAGAAACUGGUGAAAUAUGAUAGCAGUGAGAGGUGGUUCAGACAUGCUUUUUGGGCCUGGGCCUUAUUUUGCAGUUAAAUUCAGAGAAGUCAGUAUGCUGCUUAUUCCUAGACGGAAAAAGUACAUAUCUUACUUAUAGUAUGUUGAGAUGAAAUUAUUUGAAGUGCCUCAAUUAUAUGCUUUAUAUUAACUAAAGUGUCAUAUAAUUAUAUAGUGUAGUAUUAAGUGGACAUGGCCCUGAAAAAUAAAGGCAUUAAACUAUUUGUCCUUGGGGAGUGGAAUGCUGUAGACUCUCACCCUGGGAAAAAGUAGAUAACAGGGGACCAUCUUCGACCAUCUUCUAGUGGAAAGUUACUGAAACACUGUUGUUUAGACUAGAAUGAGAGAGCUGGUAAUAAAACUGUUAGGGGCGCACCACCAUUUUCAGAUCCGCUGUCAUGCAGGAUGCAUCUCCCUUCUGGAAGUAUUGUGUAAGAGAAUAAAAGUGUGAAUGGUCCACUGAGCAGUGUGUUGUCUUCCAUCGGAUGCCUAUGAGGAAUCAAAAGAACUCGCUGGUCAUCAGGUGCUGGGUUGGCUUUCCACAGAACUGCAAUGCUGAGAAGAGGCAGAAAUCGACGCGCUCGGCAUUUGGCCUGGAAUCAAACCUGGCAAGAGACAGAUGCCAUGGCUGUGAUCCAGUCAUCAGACAGAGAGGAGCAGGAGGGUCAAACAGUCGCACAGGUUUUGACUGGGUGUGGGAUGAUCACUGUAAGUCCUCUGGAGCCUUUCUGAGCUGUGACAACAGGAAGGUGAGCUUUCAUUCAGACUACAGCUGCGGCACCGCUGCAAUCCGUGGCAACAAGGAGCUCGCAGACGGCCAACACUACUGGGAAAUCAAGAUGACCUCCCCUGUCUACGGGACAGAUAUGAUGGUGGGAGUUGGGACUUCAGAGGUGAACCUGGAGAAGUUCAAGUACAACUUUGGCAGCCUGCUGGGCCAUGAUGAAGACAGCUGGGGGCUCUCCUACACCGGUCUGUUCCAGCACAAAGGGGACAAAAUAAAAUUCUCUUCUCGGUUCGGUCAAGGCUCAAUCAUUGGAGUGCACCUGGAUACGUGGCACGGCACCCUCACCUUCUACAAGAACCGGCACUGCAUAGGUGUGGCUGCAACAAGGUUACACAACAAGAAGUUGUACCCCAUGGUGUGCUCCACAGCAGCCAAGAGCAGCAUGAAGGUGAUGCGGGCCUGCUAUACACCCACCUCCUUGCAGUACCUUUGCUGUGCAAGGCUGCGCCAAAUGUUGCCGUGCUGCCCAGACCUGUUUAAUGCCCUGGAUCUGCCCCCCGGCCUGCGUGUCCUCCUCCACAUACAGCUGGGCUGGGUCUUCAGUCUCAGCAGCAGUCCCGAACCCUCAGAGGAGCAGGAGGAUUUCGGCAAGACGAGCCUACCUUCGAGCCCCUCCCCCAACCCGAGCCCGAGCCCGGUAUCCAGUGCCUGUGCCUCCCCCAGCCCCUGCACCAGUCCGAUUCCCAACACGGACCCUUACCCGUCACCUCAAACUCAUUCCAGCGCUUGCAGCUGUCCCCCAACUCCUCCCAGCAGUGACUACGAGAGCUGCUGCUCCGAGCCGGAAGAUUAUCAGUGCAAAAGGUGCCGUUGGACUUGACCACGUGGUCCAGCGGAGGAGAUGUUUGACAAAAAAGAACGAAAGAAAGAAAGAAAAUUGGCACACAGCUUUUCUACCGUUGCCACAAAUUUCUCCUUUUGUUGAUCACAGAGAGAUAUUUUAGCCAACAUUUGAGUGGAUCGUUGCUUAUUUGUUUGCGAUGUAACAAGUAUUUGUCUUCCACAUAAUGUUGAAAUGAACAAGAACAAAGAAGUGUGUGUGUGUGCGAGUGAGAGAUGAGGCCUGCUGCCAUUUAAAGAGCUUAGACUCAGAGAGAGAAGAGGCAAACAAAAGGUAAACUUCUAGAAAGCCGUAGACUCUGGAAGGAACAGAGGUGCUUUUUGAUACUGUGAAAUCGACUUUUUGUAAACGUGUUUUGUAAUCGCCAUUUUGCUUAAAUGUCAACGGUAGCUCUGCGCUGCACUCCGCAGUUUUUUUUUGUUUCAUUUUCUAUUUCCAGUUUUUGCUACUUUUCGUUAUGGAUUUUCUUACUCAGGUUCAUUCUUUAAAAUAAAACCAAAAAACAAGAAAGUGCCUGCUUCAGCUUAUUUAUUCUAGACAGAUUCAUACAUAUACAUACAACUUAUACAGCUUAUAUAUCUCCUAUUUAUACACAAAAAGCUGUGCUGAAAAACAGUCAUCACAUUAUUCCCUGUACUCCAGAUUAUAUUCUGGUAAUCUAUACAUUUGAUCUGCAGGAGUUAAAAUGAGAAGAAAAAGUGCUUUUCCUGGAAAGUAAAUCUCAAAUCCAAGGCA